Molecule: messenger RNA, 930 nt
Organism: Dimorphilus gyrociliatus
Lineage: Eukaryota; Metazoa; Annelida; Polychaeta; Dinophilidae
Source: the annotation of a GenBank genome assembly
GAAUAGAUUUCCGGAACCCAGACCAGGCAAGUCAUAGGCGGGAUUUCACAAGGUUUGGCGCCAUUUCUGCUGACUCUUCGUUGUUUUACGUAAUUUCUUAGUUAUUUAAGCAAUUGAAGCUCUAAUAGUGUCAAAUCUGCCUGAAAAAUGUUCGAAGCACGUCUUGUUCAGGGAAGCAUCUUGAAAAAACUUCUUGAUGCCAUAAAAGAUCUGCUGAAUGAGGCGCCAUUGGACUGUAGUGAAACCGGCAUCUCCCUACAAGCUAUGGAUAGCUCUCACGUCUCUUUAGUGUCAUUAAACUUGAGAUGUGAUGGUUUUGAUACGUACAGAUGCGAUAGAAAUAAAUCGAUGGGCAUAAAUUUAGUCAGCAUGACAAAGAUUUUAAGAUGCGCGGGAAAUGACGAUGCUAUAACUAUCAAAGCUGAUGAUAACGCAGACACCGUAACUUUCGUGUUCGAAGCCCCAAGUGGCGAUAAAGUAUCUGAUUAUGAAAUGAAAUUGAUGGACAUCGAUCAAGAACAUUUAGGGAUUCCAGACACAGAAUAUAGCUGUGUCGUUAAAAUGCCAUCUGCAGAAUUUCAAAGAAUUUGUCGAGAUUUAUCACAAAUCGGCGAAUCCGUAAAUAUUUGUUGUACAAAAGAUGGAAUUAGAUUCUCCGCUUCGGGAGAUCUGGGAACUGGAAAUAUUAAACUUGUGCAAACGGCUAAUGCCGAUAAAGAAGAGGAAAAUGUAACAAUCGAGAUGACAGAAGCUUGUACACUAACAUUCGCUCUUCGCUAUUUGAAUUUUUUUAGUAAAGCUACUCCACUAUCUCCAAGCGUAUCACUUAGCAUGUCUGCCGAUGUCCCUCUUGUUGUCGAGUAUAAAGUUGGAGAUAUGGGACAUAUUCGCUACUACUUGGCUCCCAAGAUCGAAGACGAUGCCGAUUAA